AUGGGCAAAGAAGGACGUCCGGCUCUGCUCAGCACCCGAUCAACAUCGCCUUCAACGUCACCAUCUCUGGUCUUUCUUCUGGCUCUGUGGACGGUAGCGCUGCAUUUUGUUUCCUCUGCUCCGAUGCCUAACCUGUCAAUGAAGAUUCCCCGGGUCGGCAACCCAGUCCUCAACGGCUGGUAUGCGGACCCCGAAGCCCGCAUCUUCAACCACAAGUACUACAUCUACCCCACCGUGUCGACAGUGUAUGAGAAUCAGACCUAUUUUGAGGCCUUCUCCUCCCCCGAUCUGAAGACGUGGACCAGCUUGGGAAAAGUGCUGGACUUCAAGGACGUCCCCUGGAGCACGAACAGAGCUGCAUGGGCACCCUCCGUUGCCUUCAAGGAUGGGUCAUACUACAUGUAUUUCUCUGCUGGAGACGGAGCUGGGCUUGGGGUUGCACGUUCGAGUUCCCCAGAGGGUCCGUUCAAGGAUGCGUUGGGUAAGCCGUUGAUAUCAGAAUCGUACUUUGGUGCGCAGCCCAUCGAUGCAGAUAUCUUUAUCGACGAUGACGGGAAGAACUAUCUCUAUUAUGGCGGGCAUAGCCAUGGUGUUGUCGUUGAGCUAAAUGAUGACAUGAUCUCCCUCAAGGGGGAGGUUAAAGAGAUCACUCCAAAGGGUUAUGUGGAGGCUCCGUGGAUGUUGAAGCGAAAGGGCGUGUACUACUUCAUGUAUAGCACUGGCGGCAAGAGUCCACUCGGGCCCUUCGACGGCGAGCCUGUCAAGAUCUUGCAGGGAGACACCGCAAUUGGAACAGGAACCGGCCAUAAUAGCGUCUUCUCGGUCAAGGACGACUACUAUAUCGUGUAUCAUCGCCGAUUUCCUGACGACAACGAAAGAGACCAUCGAGCCACAUGCAUCGAUAGAAUGUAUUUCACCGAUGACGGUCGAAUCGAGCCCGUCAAGAUAACAACAGAGGGAGUGGAGGCCCGGGUUCCAUGGUGA
Trichophyton benhamiae CBS 112371 is the source of this 984-nucleotide messenger RNA. Its product is annotated as xylosidase, putative. The coding region runs from base 1 to 984 and encodes 327 amino acids. Gene Ontology annotation, biological process: carbohydrate metabolic process. The record is from RefSeq and is a predicted model, not a curated record. NCBI's taxonomy places the organism in Eukaryota, Fungi, Ascomycota, Eurotiomycetes, Onygenales, Arthrodermataceae. Gene Ontology annotation, molecular function: hydrolase activity, hydrolyzing O-glycosyl compounds. The transcript is spliced from 2 exons.